GAUUACAUUUACUAGUAUCGUUACAGCUAUGGCUUAUUCUGGAUUCCGAUCUAGACUGCUAAUAUUUAUGCUCGUUGUAGUUCUCUGCCACAUUCCCUUCUCGAUCUCAAGCAAUGGAUCUCUUCGUCUUACUAAGCGUCUUUGUAAGAUUAAAAAGUUGGCUCUCCUUUUCGGCAGUCGCUGCAGCAGGUACAUCAAAGCUGACGUCGACUGUGAGGUGAGCGAAUGGGCACCGUGGACGACAUCACCUGAUGGAUGUGAGAAAAGUAGAAAGAGGGGUAUCACAAAAUUUGCACGAAACAGAGGAGCCGCAUGUCCUAACUUGACAGAAACGACUACAACGUGUAAUUUUACCAAUUCUGGUGAUGAUGAGACACAAAACGCAUUAGAUAUUUUUCGAACAGGACUAGGAGGCUUUGGAUCUGUUGGACCCGUUCCACUCAUUCCAGCGGUUCGCAGCAGAACGAUUCCCGUAGACCACGUGGUUUCGACUCCAGACCCACUCACUAACAAGACACAUAUCCAUAGACGUUCGUCAAAAAAGAGAUCGACGCUAAAUAUAACGUCUACAGCUUCUCCUUCUUCUUGUCCUCCUGACAGAGAUAUUGUCAUUGUUGUGGACAGUUCAGGAAGUAUUGGAAGCAAAAAGUUUCAAACUGCUUUGCAAGAUCUCGGUCGUCUCAUUCCUUAUCUCUGUGGCUUACAGCCAGCAGUAAUCACUAGAUGUCGGUCAGUGCGUCUAGCUUUAGUCACCUACGGCAGUGAACCUCGACUCGUCUUCGAUCUCGAUCAUUCCAAGGUCAACCACACGUACCAGCAUCGAGUGCAAAAUGAUAUCGUCGAUUUGCCUCGAUAUUUAUUGUCGCUAGACGGAUCGACUGCUACAGGUGAUGCGCUGCAGUUUGUAGGAGAUCGCGUUCUGCAAAGACAGCAUGGCAUGAGAAGCUACAGCAGUCGCACGAUCCUACUUCUGACGGACGGAAAAUCGAAUAGAGGAGAGAAUCCAGUCGAAGUAGCAAACACGAUGUACGGUAAUUACACGAACCUUGCAAUUGUGGCUUUGGGCAUUGGAGAUAGAAUUGAUUAUGAAGAAUUGAAGAAUGUCACAAAUCAUCACAAUCGAUACAAUCCGCUCGUUCUCUUUCUCCGCGACCAUCAAGCCUUUACAGAGAUCGUUGACAAAAUCACGACAUUCCUACAAUACGGACAGAGCAAAUGCGAACUAGACGUGUUGGACAGAAGACGCAAGUGACUUGAGUAGCAACACCAUGCACCAUGCACUUUGCAUCGGCUCUUGACCGUCUGUAUGUGUAGCUGCUUACUCCAUGCACAUCUGCUGCUAUCUAUAUAUGCAGCAUUGCUGCACUUGCUGUGCACAUUUGCCUGACGUAGCCAGACUCACAUUUUUGGAGGGCUAAACUAAUAUCAGUAAAUGAUAUUAGUAUUAACUAAUAAAAAUUCAGUA
Molecule: messenger RNA, 1465 nt
Organism: Corticium candelabrum
Lineage: Eukaryota; Metazoa; Porifera; Homoscleromorpha; Homosclerophorida; Plakinidae
Exons: 2
Coding region: 29-1252 (407 amino acids)
Source: RefSeq, a predicted model, not a curated record